UUAUUUCACUCCCUCCAAGGUUUCCCUUUUGUGGAAGAUAAUUAUCUCAGGUUUUAGACGGAAAUAUUUAGCAGCAUUAAACCUUUCUUAAGAACAACAACAACUUGGUAGCCCGCUACAACAACAACAAAAAUGGCUGCUAGGACAGUUUGGCAGCAAUGUGGGCGCAUGCAGCCAAUGCUGAGCCAGUUGUCACGGAAACCAACAGCUGUUAUUGGUACCCAGUCUCGUGACCUAAAUGUUGUUAACAAACGGAAGGAAAACAAUAAAGAAGAAAAAAGCCUCAUGGUGAUACCAAACAGAAGUGUUAUGUCUCCUCCAGAUGUUAAAAUGAAGAAAUACUCACCAUUUCCAGCUACAAUAAAAGACAACAAAAUAGAUUAUGCUCUUGCCAAAGUUGAUGACCUUGUAAAUUGGUCAAGAAAGGGAUCAUUAUGGCCCUUGUCAUUUGGUUUGGCAUGCUGUGCUGUAGAGAUGAUGCAUUUUGCUGCACCACGAUACGACAUGGAUCGUCUUGGUGUCGUAUUUCGAGCCACUCCACGUCAAUCAGAUUGUAUUAUUGUUGCUGGGACAGUUACAAACAAAAUGGCACCUGCUUUAAGAAGAAUAUAUGAUCAAUUAUUGUCACCUAAAUGGGUAAUCUCAAUGGGAAGCUGUGCUAAUGGUGGAGGGUACUAUCAUUAUUCGUACUCUGUUUUGAGAGGCUGUGAUAGAGUUAUACCUGUCGAUAUAUAUGUACCAGGUUGUCCACCGUCAGCUGAAGCUCUUACCUAUGGAAUCUUACAGUUACAGAAAAAGAUCAAGUAUCAAAAUAAAACACAGUCCUAUUUCCGACAAUAGUCUCUACAAAAAAUAAACAAUGAUGUGAAUUCAAUGUGCUGUAUAGUUAUAGUAUACAGUUUAAGUUACUAACUUACGUUAUGAGCAUACAGUAUUUGCUGUGAGAAAGGAUGUUAAUUAUUUAAAUAUACUUUUUUUUAUUAAAGCUUAUAGAAUAGAAUCACCUUUCUAUGUAAGUGGAUUGAAAUUAUAAGGUCAAAUGACAUAAUUAUAUUUCCAAAACAACAUUGUUAGCUGUGCAUUUCUUGGACUUUGGUAAAAUGUUUUUUUUUAUGUCCUGAAUUUGUUUUUAAUAAAUGAUAUAUAAAAUGUA
Messenger RNA from Ruditapes philippinarum (Manila clam), 1153 nucleotides. Its product is annotated as NADH-quinone oxidoreductase subunit B-like. Bases 133 to 840 code for a protein of 235 amino acids. NCBI's taxonomy places the organism in Eukaryota, Metazoa, Mollusca, Bivalvia, Venerida, Veneridae. The record is from RefSeq and is a predicted model, not a curated record. Gene Ontology annotation, molecular function: NADH dehydrogenase (ubiquinone) activity; 4 iron, 4 sulfur cluster binding; quinone binding. Gene Ontology annotation, biological process: mitochondrial respiratory chain complex I assembly; aerobic respiration; electron transport coupled proton transport. The transcript is spliced from 6 exons.